Coprinopsis cinerea okayama7#130 is the source of this 1653-nucleotide messenger RNA. RefSeq lists its product as hypothetical. Bases 1 to 1653 code for a protein of 550 amino acids. NCBI's taxonomy places the organism in Eukaryota, Fungi, Basidiomycota, Agaricomycetes, Agaricales, Psathyrellaceae. The transcript has a single exon. The record is from RefSeq and is a predicted model, not a curated record.
AUGCGCAUCCCUACCUUGCUAUGUCUCGUUUCGUCAUCCAUUUGGACCAUUAAUGCAAUCCCAGCUCCUCAACCCGUGGAAAGUUCAGGUGCAAUCCAACCUGGACCCUGGCAUCAUGCGACCACCCAGCACGAAAGCCCCGCAUUUACCCCCACGGAUUCGCUUGUGCGACGAACCGGUAUUGCUUUACGCCCUCCCUGGGAGAUAUUCUGUAUUCUUACGGGAGGUACCCCUCGACCCACCCACCCUGCAUUAGCUGUGGAGACGUCGAUAUCAAGCGGAGAUGACUACGUUGCUGUUCAACAGACUGUUCCUGCUCUUCCUCUGGACUCGCCCACGCCGACGUCAGUCUCGCCCUUUUUCGCACCAACAAGCCAGCCAGAGUCGCAAAGGCACCCUUCUCCGUAUCCGACUCGGACGUCAGCUUCUCCUUCUAGUGACUCCCAGGAUACUACCUCACGUGCCCAAGCAUUCUCCACUACUGCGUUUACAAGCACGGAGCCAUCUUCGACGUCGAGCCAAAGCAAUUCACCCGACGAGAGCGCCAGUAGUCCAGCCCCUUCCAGCGACCUCACACAUUCCGUGUCUAGUUCUGUCGACUCCCCUCUUCAGACAGACAUUUCGGAAGGAGACCGUAAGGCUCUAGAGGCUGAAGCCUUGUCCAAAGCCAAGCGUAUCAGCUACUUCAAAAUUGUCGCCAUCGUCAUAGCUGCAUUCGCCCUGCUCGCCUUGAUCAUCUUCUUCCUGGUCGACCCGCGCACGUCGAGAGCCUUCCGUCACAAGCGAAUCGAACCCAAAUCCAGCGGGUCACGUCCUAUCUCGUCUUGGUUCCCCUUCCCCACACCGCCUCCUCCAGUUCGCACCCGCAAACCGGUCAAGUACGAGCAGCAGAACUUUGAGAACAUGGAGAAAUCAUCUGGCAACGGACCGUUGCCCCCUCCUCGGUCCAAGUUCUCGGUCUCGUCGUCGGAGUACUCUCAACGAUCGAGAGACUCGGGUGGUUCGACUGAUACCCUUCUGGCCGAAAACACGAGGGCCAACGUGUUCAUCCCUCCCAUCCGUUUGGAUAGCCCACCUGUUCGUCCACCUCGGCCACCCACUGCAGACAGCCCAGCCACCAUCCCCGAUGCCAUCUACUUCACACCGGAAAACCAGGCCUACAUGGACCCUUCCUUCGAUCCAUCAGAUUGCCCCAUGGCUAGGGACAGACCUGAAUCUACACGCACGAACACAACAUCGUCCGACUCUCCUCUCUUACCACCAAGCCUCUUCUUCACAAUGGAGGAAAACAACCCCUCCUCUCCUUCAAUCAUCCGUCGACCCCUCCCGAGUUACGGGUCUGUUUCGAGUGCUCCGAUUAACAGAUCCUCUUCUUCUCAGUUGCUUGAUCCGAAUGGUGGAAGGCUCCUCACAGAUGAUACACCGUUCCACCGGGAGAGGGUUAACAGCGCGCCGAUGUUCAUGGGCAAUCCCUUCAGCGAUCCCGAUCCUCAGCUCCUCAUCACGGAUCCGGUUGCGAUUCGGGUUCUGCAACAUCGAAGGAGUCGGUCUACGUCGGGGUGGGCGUACCCCAAGAAGAAACCUGACGAGUCGUACAAACCCGGUGUUGAGGAGGAAGAAUCGUAUCGUGGUGUUGUAGGUGUGGCGAUCUAA